UCUCAAAGACUCGACUCGCUAUGGAGUGUCAGACGUGUCCAUAAUAAAUAAAAAUUCUGUUUUAGUUAUUAAUAAUGCUUUCAACAAUUUUAUAAUUGUUCCAAUACAAUUUUCGAUUAUGUUAAUUUCGUGUGGUAUUUUGUUUUAUCCAAAUUCACCGCUGAAAUAUGGAGGAGGAUCUUAAUGAGAAUGAGCUAGAGGAACGGUUUUAUUCUAUGCGAUAUAAAGGUAAUGAGGCAGCCAAUUUGACCACUAACCUUAAGGAUGAUAACUUCGUGGUCAAGCGGCCCCAAACUAACAUACGUCGAUAUUGGCACACUAAUGAUGACCAUGCGUUACAAAAGGUUAAUCGAGCAAAACAACCCAACCUGUCCUCAAAUGAACCACUUAUUCCGGAAAAUAUAAAAUCCAAGGGAGAAAAAUGUAACGUAACUCCUUUACCUGCCGAUUUAUCUAUAUUUCAAUCUCCCGUACCGCAAAACAUAAAGAAAAGCAUAGAGAUAAUAGAAAACGAUGGACCCAUGAAUAUUGUAGAAUUGCAAUCAAGUGAUGAGGAUGAAGUUAUUGAGGUUAAAUUGCCACCAAAACCAACCAUUACUAUUGAGAGUUCAGACGAAGAUGAAAUUGCAGAAGUUUCAAACACCACUGAGGAGAAUGAGAAAAGUGUGCAUAAAGUAACACCUGAUAAAAUAACAAAAAAUAGAAGUGAUAGAGAUGUUUCCGCGAGUCCUGUUCCAUCAAUUGUGUCGUCAGUUUCUGAUGACUUUAUCCGCAGCGACUGCAUUGCACUCAAUAUAUCCUCCAAACAUCCAAACAAGCAAAGCUUCGACUUCAGUCUCCAUGGCUCUGAUAUAAUAGACCAAAGCUCUCCUCCUAAAAGAAAAAAAAAGAAGAAAAACAAAGAUAGCGUGACAUCUACACCCAUAACAAACACACCAACACCCUCUACACCAGUAGCUAAAGAAGGUGAAUAUUUUGCAACGCCAAAAAGUAAAGCAAAGAAUAAACGACAGAAAACUAAAAACUAUUCUGUAUCAGAGAAAAGUAUUCCAAAUGCUGAUGUUUACGAUUCAGACAGCAAUCAAUCUGGAAAUGGUAUUGAGAAAACUAACGUAUCUUAUACCUUUAUAGAUAGAAGUUUUCCACACGCUGAUGUUUAUGAAUCAGAUUCAAACCAAUCUGAGAAAACAAGUCCUGUAAAAACAAAUCAAAAACCAACAGAAGAAAAUAUUUGCUCGUCUUCAGAUGACAAUGUUAGUUCAGAAAAUCAUACGGAAGCAGAACAGACUCCGGAGUUGCUCCGAGACAAUAAUGAAACAGUAGAACAAUGUCAACCAACUAUAGACUUGACAGAAACAACAUUCGAUGAUACUAUAAUUGAUGAAAACAUUGUCAUGGCAAAUGUUACCGGUUUCCAAGUGGAACCAGAUAAUACUGAACAAAUGAAUACAAUUCAAAACGAUGCAACGAAAUUUGGUUCUACCAAAGUACCGGCGAUUCUAUACGAAGAUCUCGAUUUCGAUAAUCUAAAAGGUAAAGAGAAAUUUUGUAAGAAAAGGCGAUAUUCCUUGUCAACUUUACGAGCAGAAAUGGAGAAAUUUUACAAUGAAAGCUGGGGCGGAGAAAACUUUAAUCAUCGUGAAAUACAGAAAAACAUGUCCCGUGACAAAAGUUUGUGGGUUAUUGACCCCAAAGACAGAAUGCCCGGACUGUCCAGGAGGAAACCAACAUGUAAUUACUGCAACCGCACGGGGCAUCGAGAUGACACAUGUAGGUUCAAGCCGCCCGUGUGUCACAUGUGUGGGUACACCGGCCAUUACGAGACACGCUGUCCUAGGAAGAUUUGUGUUAAUUGUGGAUCUCCAAAUCACAUGUAUACAACUAUGUGCCGGAACUGUUCGAAUUGGAACAAUGUAAGGUGCCCUGAAUGUGGACAGAUCGGCCACCCUGCCAGCCACUGCCCCGACUUGUGGCGACGCUACCAUAACACGAUUACUUGUAAUACACCAUUAGAAGAGAAUCGGCAGAUGAAAAGGCAUCAUCAACUGUUCUGCAGUGGAUGUGCCAGACGAGGGCACCUCAUACAUACCUGCCGAUCUUCUCUGCCAUUCUCAGGUCUACCCAUCAAUUCUCCAUAUGUAUCCUUAUACAAUCCAAUAUGGAGUGAUAAACAAAACGAAAACACACCACAAAGAAAUCGACCGCUUGUACGUUAUUUUACACAAGACACACCAAAUCCGGCUGAAACUGUGUCAAAUAAAAAUGACAGGAACAAACGAUUAUCAAAUUCGCCUGUUUGUCAUGAAGGUCAUACGAAUAAGAAACGACACAUGUCAAAUUGUGAGGAAGUUGAUAUGAGUAGAAAUACAAACAGUCCUAUGACAACUGUUAACGGAAGAAAGACUCCACAAAACAAAGAUCAAUAUGAAGAUGCAACCAAAGUGGUUAAAGAAUCAAAUAAAGUAACAAAUGAUAAUAUAGAACCGCCUAAAACUAGUAUUGCAGCUGAAAAACAACCAGAUUCCGUAACAGUGUCCUCUUCCAAUCAUGAUAAAAAGGGACAAAUGAUUCAAGAUAAUGAAGUGUCAGACACAAGUGACGUUGUCACGACUGCAAGAAUUUAUGUUACCAAUGAAAUAAUGGAAAAACUUAAAGCUAAAGAAGGAGAGGAAUGGUUAAAGAAAUUUACACAGAAUAAUAAUGUAACUGUACAGAAAUCAGAUUCCAAUACAUUCAUAAGUAUUUUAGGAAAAGUCGGCGAUCAAGAAGCUUUUCAAUCCGAUCUUAGAGAAUGGAUACAAAGUCAAGAAAAUAGUGAUAAUGUGAAAACUAACAAUGGGAUGAAUCAAAAACAUGUAGAAAAUGAUUCUGAAAACUUCCUGUGCGUUAAUAUACCACGGAACAGGUACAAUCUUAUAAGAAAGAUAACCAAAGCUCUUGAUUCACUAAACGAAGAUUUAGGUGAUCCAAAGGACAUCUAUAAAGAACUUACUUAUUUACAAAAUCAUCAUCAACAACUUCUUAAACAGAAGCAAAUUAGCCCGAAGCAGUUGUCAAAUAAUCGGGACAACCUUAAUGAUGUUAUUAAAAAACUGAAUAUGAUUCUUAUCGGUCAAGCUGGUCUUGCCAAUGGAUCCAAGCAUUUAAGGCAAUUACGAAUACUUAAAGAAAAAUUAACGAGUUUUAGACAAAAAUAUAUACCGACAAAAAUGCGUUCGGAAAUCGGUGAACAUUAUCAUUAUGUAUUCACUGCUUUACCCAGAGAGGACUAUCAUGACUUGCUUAAUAAAUAUUAUGCUGUAAAAAAGAAGUUGAUAACAUUUAAAAAGAAAAAUAAUGAAAAAUCUAUGAAACUUGGUCCAGCAAUAGUAAGGAAAAAGUUGAAUAGAAGUUGGCAGAAGAAAAAUAGUAAAGUGGAAGUGAACGAGGCUGAUGAAGGUAACGCCAAAAAGAGUCUCGAUCAGACAAUGAAUAAAUUAGUAUUUUAUCACAGACGACUUAUGUGCGCUAAGCCACAUGAUAAUGUUCUAGACAAGACAAGAGUCGAGUUGGUGAACAAACUCAGUUCUCACAUCUCGUCAUUGGGACAAGAUUGUAAUAAGUCUCCGAAAUCCUUGAAGAAAAUGCGAAAGAGGAUGAGGGUGACUCAAGAACAAGCGCAGUUGUUCUUGACAAAUGUCUGAUGACUCUCUUGCACACAAGUCUGGCGCAGGAGGAAUAGUGCUAAGGAUAAUGCGCCGUAUACUGGAACAGUAAGGCAAAUGUGCGACCCCCUUAACGAAUGGGUUUAUUUAUAUAAUGUCACUUUUUCCGUUCAGGUGUAAUGGCACUUUUAUUGUGCGUGUGAAAUAAACUUAUUAGUU
This is a messenger RNA of Papilio machaon (common yellow swallowtail), 3863 nucleotides long. RefSeq lists its product as uncharacterized. The coding region runs from base 168 to 3683 and encodes 1171 amino acids. The transcript has 6 exons. Lineage: Eukaryota; Metazoa; Arthropoda; Insecta; Lepidoptera; Papilionidae. The record is from RefSeq and is a predicted model, not a curated record. Gene Ontology annotation, molecular function: nucleic acid binding; zinc ion binding.